AUGCCAGCUAAACCAGCCCCAAUCAAAAAAUCGCCGAAGGCAAAGAAGGAGGAGAAGAAGGAAGAACCUGCACCUGAGCCUGCCCCGGCAGAGGCACCUCCAGCCGAGGCUCCUCCAGCAGAAGCUCCUCCAGCAGAGGCACCUCCAGCAGAAGCUCCUCCAGCAGAAGAGGCUGCUCCCGCUGCAGCCCCUGAAGGCGAAGCUCCUCCCGCUGAAGCUCCUCCCGCUGAGGCCCCACCAGCGGAGGAACCCAAAGCACCUACACCCCCUCCACCUGAAGAGGCGCCCGCUGAUGCUGCAGCUGCAGAAGCCCCACCAGCUGAGGAAGUCAAACCUCCUACGCCACCUCCUCCUGCAGAGCCCACCAGUGAGCCUCUGGAGCUGACAGUCGAUGAUGUGAACGACACAUCAGUCACCAUCACCUGGAGGCCUCCUGCCACUAUUGGAAACUCUGGUCUUGAUGGAUACACUGUUGAAAUCUGCAAGGAUGGAACCAGCGAUUGGAAGGCAGCAAAUGAGGAGCUGACUGUGUCCUGCCGCUAUGUUAUCAAAAACCAGACUACCGGGGACCGCCUGCACAUCAGGGUGGUGGCUAUGAACCCUGGCGGCCGUAGCCCCCCUGCCACUCUACCCGAUCCCGUCGUUGUAAGGGAGGUUGUGGACCGCCCCAAAAUCCGACUGCCUCGUUUCCUCAGACAGAGGUAUGUCAAGAACGUUGGGGAGAAGGUCAACCUCGUCAUUCCCUUCCACGGCAAACCUCAGCCUGUGGUCUCCUGGACCAAGAAUGGCCAGCCUCUCGACCAUAAGAAGGUCAACAUUCGCAACAGUGACAAGGACAGCAUCUUCUUCAUCCGUCAGUCCGUGAGAGAUGACUCCGGCACGUAUGAGAUGACCGUGAAGGUUGACAGCUUUGAGGACAAAGCCUCCUUUGUCCUGCAGAUUGUUGAGUUGCCUGGACCCCCUGCCAGCGUGAAGAUUGUGGACACUUGGGGCUUCAAUGUUGCCUUGGAAUGGACUCCUCCCACGGACAAUGGAAACACAGAAAUUACUGGCUACACAAUUCAGAAGGCAGACAAAAAGACUGGGGACUGGUACACCAUUGUGGAGCAUUACCACAGGACAAAUGCCACCAUCUCAGACCUCAUCAUGGGCAACACCUACACCUUCAGGGUCUUUUCAGAGAACAAGUGUGGGAGAAGUGAGGAUGCCGCUGUUACCAAGACAAGUGCCACUAUUCAGAAGACAGGUAUUGAUUAUAAGCCUCCUGAGUACAAAGAGCAUGACUUCAGCGAGGCUCCCAAAUUCACCACCCCCUUGACAGACCACGCCACCACCGUCGGCUACAACGCCACGCUGCUGUGUGCUGUUAGAGGGUUCCCAAAGCCUAAGAUCGAAUGGAUGAAGAACCAAAUGAUCAUUGGUGAUGACCCCAAGUUCAGGCAGAUAAACAACCAGGGUAUCUGCUCUCUUGAAAUUCGUAAGCCUGGCAACUUUGACGGCGGUGUGUAUUCAUGCCGGGCCAAGAACGCGCUGGGAGAGGCUAUUGUGACCUGCAAACUGGAGAUCAAACAGCCUGUGAUUGCUGAUGCUGAUAAGAAAUAA
This is a messenger RNA of Chanos chanos (milkfish), 1602 nucleotides long. RefSeq names its product myosin binding protein Hb (gene mybphb). The record is from RefSeq and is a predicted model, not a curated record. The coding region runs from base 1 to 1602 and encodes 533 amino acids. The transcript has 12 exons. NCBI's taxonomy places the organism in Eukaryota, Metazoa, Chordata, Actinopteri, Gonorynchiformes, Chanidae. Gene Ontology annotation, molecular function: protein binding.